This is a messenger RNA of Rotaria sordida, 975 nucleotides long. NCBI's taxonomy places the organism in Eukaryota, Metazoa, Rotifera, Eurotatoria, Philodinida, Philodinidae. The record is from the annotation of a GenBank genome assembly.
AUGCUAAGAAGAAAUGAUUUUUUUCCGAAUUCAAGAGUACCAUUACGAUCAUCUGCUAUUGACAUUCAUCCGAAUGCAAAAUGGAUACAGAAUGGUCUUACUGUGGCUGGAGGAAAUGGAGAAGGCAAUAGAAUCAAUCAAUUCUCUUACCCAUGGGGUUUGUAUGUCGAUGAUGAUCAAACUAUUUAUGUCGCUGAUCAUUGGAAUCACCGUAUUAUGGAAUGGAAAUAUGGUGCGACAAGUGACCAAGUUAUUGCUGGUGGAAAUGGACAAGGAAAUGGAGCUAAUCAGUUAAACUUUCCAUUUGAUGUAAUUGUCGACAACGAGAGAGAUAGUCUCAUUAUCAGUGAUACAAAUAAUAACAGAGUAGUUCGAUGGCCUCGUCGAAAUGGUACUCGUGGAGAAACAAUUAUCUCGAACAUCUCUUGCAUGGGUUUGACAAUGGACGAGAAUGGAUCUCUCUAUGUUGUUAACUGGAAAAAACAUGAAGUGAGACGAUAUAGAAUUGGUGAUACUGAAGGAACAGUAGUUGCAGGUGAAAAUGGAGAAGGAAAUCGUCUCGAUCAACUUUCUGGCCCCCACAAUGUAUUUGUCGAUCGAAAUCAUUCACUGUACGUGUCUGACUAUGAUAAUCAUUGUGUAAUGAAAUGGGAAGAACGUGCAAAACAAGGCAUUGUCGUAGCCGGUGAUCAAGAAUAUGGCUAUAGUCUUACACAAUUGAAUAAUCCUGUAGGAGCUGUUGUCGAUCAAUUGGGUACUGUCUAUGUGGCUGAUUCUUGGAAUGAUCGAAUUAUGCGUUGGCCAAAAGGCGCCACACAGGGAAGUGUGAUUGCUGGAGGAAACGGUCGAGGGCGAGAGUCGAAUCAAUUAACUCUUCCCUCUGGUUUAUCAUUCGAUCGACAUGACAAUCUAUAUGUCAUCGAUCGCGACAAUACUCGAGUACAAAAAUUUUCAAUCGAACAGACAACAAAUUAA